Messenger RNA from Australozyma saopauloensis, 690 nucleotides. RefSeq lists its product as uncharacterized. Gene Ontology annotation, molecular function: small GTPase binding. Gene Ontology annotation, cellular component: Golgi apparatus. Gene Ontology annotation, biological process: vesicle-mediated transport. The record is from RefSeq and is a predicted model, not a curated record. Lineage: Eukaryota; Fungi; Ascomycota; Pichiomycetes; Serinales; Metschnikowiaceae. The coding region runs from base 1 to 690 and encodes 229 amino acids. The transcript has a single exon.
AUGUUCCAGGUGGGCUUCUACAGCCGCUAUUUCGACAUCAACACCGAGGAGUUUUUGGGCAAAAUCGUCUUGGCGCUAAACCCGUUGAAUCAUUCGUCGGCAAUGGCCGCUCAGGACGAACACGCAGAAACAGAGCUCUAUGGCUUUUUGUGGAUCAACGCGACGCUUGUUUUCCUCAUGUUUGUAUCAUCUACGGGGUCCAAUUUGUUGGCACUGUGGCUACAUUCAGAUGAGACAGAUGCACGGUACGAAUAUAAUUUCAAGCUUCUCACGUUGUCGAUCACACUCUUCUAUGGAUACACAGCUCUUGUUCCCGCAGCUUUCUACGCCUUGACGGCGUACUAUGUUGAGCUCAAGGAACGGUUGUCGAUGACGAGAUUGAUCUCGAUCUAUAGUUAUGCCAAUGUGCUCUGGAUCCCGUCUACGGUGGCAAAUAUCGUGUUGGCCGUUUUCGUGAGUAGGAAGACUCACCAGACUGUGCUUACCGUUUUGCAGUGGCUCUUUGUUGCCGCCAGUGCCGUUUUGAGUGGGUUGAGCAUUGUCUGGAAGGUGCGUCCCAUUAUCCAGGAAAAUCUAGCCAACGGAAACGAGGAGCAGGCCAAGAAGGCGAAGGUUCUUGUCGGGGUGUUGAUCGCCGUGCAUUUCAUUUUCGCUGUUGUGAUUAAGGUGUGUUUCUUUGGGAUUGCUUGA